UAUUUUUUGUAGUGAUAGGGUCUCCCUAUGUUGCCUCACUCAAUCUUGUAUUCUCUCAAGUGAAUCUUUCCCUUGAAUCAGAUUCCUGCCUCUCUGCUGACUCAAACCGAUAUUACGUAUGCAGGAUCUAUCUAACACAAGGCAGGACUGAGGAUUCAGAACCACAGUAUUCAUUUAGUUGAUGGCAGAAUCAAAACCAGAUAGAACCAAUGCUCCAGUCUUCUCAACCCAGAGUUCUCUUCACUACAUCCCACUUCCUCUCUCAGCAAGGAAAUUCUUCCUUUGGGGGGAAAAAAAUCUUUCUGAUUUUUCUGAUUUUCAAAACUUCUGUUGGUUUCUAUCAAAAUGUAUUCCUGUGCAGGGCAAAAAAAUAACUGAUAAUAGUGACCAUAAACCAGGAGCAGCCACAACAUAAACAAAAACCUGGAUGAUGGUACUUUCACUUCUAUCUUUUGGUAAAGCCAGAAAUUUUUGACCUCCAAAGCAGUAUAAGUGACAAGAAGAGAUGAAAAGAUGUCCUUAAAGCAGAAUACAGAGAAGAAAGAUUUAUUACAUUGGGAGUUUUGUACCAAAAACAUCAAAUUAAACUUGGGUAAUUGAUUUUUUUAAUGCACUAUGUCACUACUUAACAUAUUUUCUUUCCCAAAAUGGUUCUAUAGGAGAAGACUUGUUGAAUGACUUUACAUAUCAUGUGAUUUUACCACCAAACUAACUGUAAUUUGAAAAACGUGAACAAUGCAACAAAUUGCGAAAGCUACAACCACAUGGGAAGUUACUGCACUGCAUUGUAGAUGCUUAGGAAGACAACAAAAUAAAUAUCUCAGUGUUUUCAUAUGACAUGGCUUAAAAGAAAAGAGAAAAAGAGAGGAUGAUUCAAUGGAGAUAAAAAACUGCACCAGAGUAAAAGAAUUUAUUUUCUUUGGCCUGACCCAGAAUCAGGAAGCAAGCUUGGUCCUAUUUCUUUUCCUACUCUUGGUGUACGUGAUGACUCUGCUGGGAAACCUCCUCAUCAUGGUCACAGUCACUUCUGAAUCUCGCCUUCACACACCCAUGUAUUUUUUGCUCCGUAAUUUAUCUAUUGCCGAUAUCUGCUUCUCCUCCAUCACAGCACCCAAACUUCUGGUGGACCUUCUAUCUGAGACAAAGACCAUCUCCUUCAAUGGUUGCUUCACUCAGAGGUUUCUCUUCCAUCUUAUUGGAGGGGUAGAUGUAUUUUCUCUGUCAGUGAUGGCAUUGGAUCGAUAUGUGGCCAUCUCCAAGCCCCUGCACUAUGUGACCAUCAUGAGUAGAGACCGUUGCAUUGGGCUAACAGUGGCUGCCUGGGUGGGGGGCUUUGUCCACUCCAUCGUGCAGAUUUCCCUGUUGCUCCCUCUCCCUUUCUGUGGACCCAGUGUUCUUGACACUUUCUAUUGCGAUGUCCUUCAGGUCCUCAAACUCGCCCUUACAGACGUUUUCAUACUUGAACUACUAGUGAUUUCCAACAAUGGACUGCUCACCACACUGUGGUUUUUCCUGCUCUUGGUGUCCUACAUGGUCAUAUUAUCAUUACUUAAGUCUCAAGCAGGGGAGGGCAGGAGGAAAGCCAUCUCCACCUGCAUUUCCCACAUCACUGUGGUGACCCUGCAUUUCAUGCCCUGCAUCUAUGUCUAUGCCCGGCCCUUCACUGCCCUCCCCACAGAUAAGGCCAUUUCUGUCACCUUCACUAUUAUCUCCCCUCUGCUCAAUCCCUUGAUCUACACUCUGAGGAACCAUGAAAUGAAAUCAGCCAUGAGGAGACUGAAGGGAAGAUUCGUGCCUUCUAAUAGAAAAUAAAAAAAAAUCCUCAGCUCUUCAUCACCAAGGUUAUCUUAUCUUAUUUUUCUCAUAAAGUCAUAUUCAUAUGUUUAAACAUAUUGUCAAUAAAUCAACUACACUUAGUAAUAAUUAAUUUUACUAUUUAUCUUAGUAAGUAACUGAUAAGCUUCUGGUCAGGAAGAGAGUCACACCCUCUAAUUGAAAAUAAACCAGAGCUCCCUCCUCUUCA
This is a messenger RNA of Cebus imitator (Panamanian white-faced capuchin), 2023 nucleotides long. Its product is annotated as olfactory receptor 4D10. Gene Ontology annotation, biological process: G protein-coupled receptor signaling pathway. Lineage: Eukaryota; Metazoa; Chordata; Mammalia; Primates; Cebidae. The record is from RefSeq and is a predicted model, not a curated record. The coding region runs from base 877 to 1812 and encodes 311 amino acids. The transcript has a single exon. Gene Ontology annotation, molecular function: olfactory receptor activity; G protein-coupled receptor activity. Gene Ontology annotation, cellular component: membrane.